AAUUUUUCUAACCUGGGUCAAUUUAAAUUUCUUUUUUUUAAUCAUUUGCAACUAAAAGUAUGAAUACACCUGUGUUUUCAGAGUACAGCAUGGCCGGUGAAGUGGGUACGAAAGGAGAUGUGUACAGCUUCGGAAUUCUGUUGCUGGAAAUGUUCACAGGAAGACGACCCACUGAUGAUAUGUUUAACGACGCGUUAACUCUGCACAGAUUUGCGAUGAAGGCUUUGGACGAAAAAGUGAUAGAGAUUGUUGAACCUUCGCUACUGUUGGAUACGAAAGUUGGGAAUUUUAGUAGUCAUAUAGGCGGAAGAGGGGGAACUGAGGAGUGCUUAAUCUCUGUAGUAAGAACUGGAGUCGUCUGCUCAAUGGAAUCUGCAACAGAGAGAAUAGAGAUGAAAGAAGUUGUGACAAAACUAUGCUCUGCUAGAGAAAAGAUUCUUAAUACUAGGAUUUGAUAAAUUAGAUUAUUUUGUAUGUUAAGCUAAGUUCUCAUACACUAUCUUACUUGAGAAACAAACCCCAUUUCCCUGUUUUGGCAUAUAUAUUAGGUAGAAGUGCUAAAGCUCCAUGAU
Molecule: messenger RNA, 572 nt
Organism: Mangifera indica (mango)
Lineage: Eukaryota; Viridiplantae; Streptophyta; Magnoliopsida; Sapindales; Anacardiaceae
Product: putative receptor-like protein kinase At3g47110
Exons: 1
Coding region: 60-455 (131 amino acids)
Source: RefSeq, a predicted model, not a curated record